GUUGUCCCCUGAAUACCAAGCGCGGUGUACUCUCGAUCGCGCCGCAACGUAAACACGUUCACCUUUCGCGAUUUUACUAUUAUAAUAAAUGAAAUGUCACACUAUAACAGUUCGUAACGGGGUUUGUAAACAAACAAUUGGCCGCUGCAGUGAUACAGAUCAGUUUUGGAUGCUAAUUUGAUACAGAACAGUGACAGUGAUGCAGCUGACGAUAUUGCCUUUAGUUUUCGCUCUCGCCCUUUUAGAAGUAUUGACACCAACUCGCGGAGAAGAUUUCGGCUAUGACGGUGUUAUUGGGCCCAGACACUGGAGCGAGAGAUACCGCGAGUGCGCGGGCAAACACCAGAGCCCAAUCAACAUCAACGUGCUGCGCGUGAAGCAGGUCACACUGCCGGACAUCAUGUUCAUAGGCUUUGACGACUCCAUCGACGGCGUGCAUGUCUCAAACAACGGACAUACUGUGCUGAUAGAGGUAGAAAAUGAACUUCAUCCACGGGUGCGCGGGGGGCCGCUCGAAGCCGACUACGUGUUCAGUCAGAUGCAUUUCCAUUGGGGCGACAACGACACCUUCGGCUCAGAGGAUAAGAUCAACCAUCGGAGUUUCCCUAUGGAGCUUCAUAUGGUUUUCUUCAAAGAAGAGUACAAGAGCGUGAAAGAGGCGAUUCUGCAUCCUGAUGGUUUGACAGUACUGGCUUUCUUCUACGAGGUUGAUCGGCACCAGCACCCUGCUUACGAUGAGAUAGUGGGAGCCCUGCAGAACGUCACAGAGCCACACACACAAGUGGAGAUGGAGCAUCCGUUCUCGUUCCUCAACAUCCUGCCGUACGACCUGCGCCGAUACUUUACGUACCGCGGCUCGCUUACCACGCCGCCCUGCUCCGAGGUCGUCAUCUGGCUAGAUUUCGAGCAACCCAUCAGACUUGCACAUGAACAGAUAAAGGCGUUCAGGGAGCUGAAAUCGACACACGGUAAAAUAACGCACAACUUCAGGCCGAUACAGCCAAUCGGCGACAGGGUAGUAUUCUACAACAUCGACAGCAACUAUUUCACCUAUAACGAAAUAGACCCUGAUGAGGAUGAAGAUGCUGCACCCACAAAAUCUUCAAGAAGAAGAGGUCACAAUAGAGGUUUCUCAUUAACCCCAAGAUUAUUUUUCGUUAGUCUUAUGCUAGCAAUGCUACAGUUAUGAAUAUAAGUCAUAGGCAAUUAUUGUUCAUAUAAGUAUGAAUGCGUGUAGUAAGAAUAUUAUCAUUAUUGAGAUUAUUUAUUUAUUAUACCUAAUUAGAACUGCUCCAUGCAUUUUGUUACUAAUCGCAUAAAAAUAUUCAAAGAAAUGGUGAACCACAAUUUGACGAACACAUUUUGUAAAUUAUACCACAUAAUAUUAGAUAAAAUAAUGAUUUUGAUUCUGCCAACUAUGUACAUAGACAAAUAUAUGUAUUUUUGAAUACUUAGAGUUAUUAGUGUGUUAUAUUAGUAUUAUUCAAAGUUCUUUUUUAGUUUUAUGGUCAAACAAAACAAAUUGACUUCAUUGGGUAUCAUUGUCCUUUUUGUAUUUAAAAUGUUAUUUAACAGCCAGGUACAAUAGAUAUGUAUAAAUAGCUUCAAAACUGCAUAAAAAGUUUUUUCAAAUAUAACGUUUAUUUUUAGCUAAGGACCGUCAAAACUUAAAAUGUUAGGGAGACCAUUAGAUGUGUCCAGAAGUGUAAUUUUUACUGGGAGUACAACAUUAAUGUAAUUUACUAAGAUUUUCACUAUGUAAUGCAUGAAAUGUGUUUAAUAUAAUUAUAAUAGCAAGUUUUUUACCCUUGGUUAUUUGAUAGACUGAUCAUGUAUAUUAUUAAAAUGUAAAAUUUCGAUAGCAUAAUAAACUGUGAUACUAAAUAAUAACAAAGUCAUGUGUUUCCUUUUUAUGGUUAUUGGCACUUUAACACUUUAGAGUAUCCUUUAAUAUACUUUUCAAUUUUCUUUAUUAAUCUUCUACCUCGAAUUUUGUGUAAAGGUGGUUUUGUGUAGCAAGUAAAUUGGAAAAAUAUAUAUAUAAAUUUAAUAUAAUACUUAAAUGAAUACCUAAUAACAUUUCAAUUGAUCUUUUGUUGGACCACCUUUAGUUUUGUAUGAUUAAAAAAAACAUAAUCUGGUUUUAACAAAUCUAACUAUAUUUUUAUAUUUAUUAGUGCAUUUACGAAACGGGCACUUGUAAUUUUGACAAGAAUGUGCCUGCCGCCCACACCUCUCACUGUCCCAGUUUUCGUCCUACCCCACACCCUGUACCCCGCAGGCGAGGUCUUAGUUAGGCGGUUUACCUAUAGAAAUUAUUUUAAGUACCGUAAGUGAGGGUUACUUUAGCUCAGGCGGGUAACUUUGUCCCAAAUCAGAAAAAAUAUUGAACUUGCCGCCCCAUCAGUAUCUCUUGUGUGACCGUAAUAGUUCCAGUUGAAAAACACAGAUAGCCAUAUAGGCGCGUAGUGAGGUGUUGUUUUACCGACAUCGUUCCUGUAUCAAGUUGUCAUUGUCACAUGGGAUUUUUUGUAACUGACAUAGUUCGCAAGUUCAUGCGCAAACUUUCUCAAAACUAUGGAUUUCGGUAAGUUUACUAUUUUUUCUAAAUUUAAAGUUAUAUUUUUUAUUUAACUUAAUUAUUUUUGGGCAAAAACAUCCAUUUGUGUAUUCAUUAUGCCAAUGGUGAUCUGUUAUAAGGGUUACAUAGCCCCAACAUGGCUUAAAAUGAGUUUUUUUCACAGAGAAAACUCAACGAGCUAAAGUAACCCUCUCUAAGGCCAACUUUGGCCCAAAAUUAAAAAAAUAUAUAUUAACCCUUAAAUCUUAUUUUUUCCUAUUUUCGUAUGAUUACUUUGUAACUUAUACUUUAAACUUCACAAUGGAAAGAUAUAAACGUGACAUAUUCAUAACAAAAGAGAAGCUACAGCUUUAUUUAAAAAAAAAGUGCACAUUUUAGGUCAAAGUAACCCGCAGUUACUCGGUAGUUAAAUAUAUUUUUUAUGGUUUUUCUAACUUUUAUUAAAUAUAUAAAUAAAAGAAUAGUUAUAGAAUAAUGGUCAGAAUCAAUAUCCAGUAUCAUAAUCAACCUCCAGUAGAAAGUAAGGAUGACCUGGUACUGUUACUUAGCAACAGUUGUUACUAUAGUCUUAAUAAUAAACAUAUCUAGGUAAAAAAGCUCUAGUAGUCUACCUCUUCUUGUCCAUCCAUAUCACUACUGGCUUGUAGAUAAGGAAAGUAUGUAAUAAAACUCCUAACAAUUGUUAUUCAUCAUCUGUGGGUCUAUUUUCUGACAUUGUUACCAUAGCCCCUAAGUUGUCUUCCCCUCCAUGCUUCAACCUUUCCCAGAUAAGCUCUGCUAUUGCCUUUUGUGUUCGACGUUCUAAUUUCUCUAGUUUUUUUGCUACAUCUCUCUUCAGAUCCCAAUCCGGUUUUCUUGGUGCUAAACUUGAAAUAUCUAAUUCUUGUAGCACAACCUAAAAAUAUACAAGGGUUUUUAUUAAAUUUAGUUGUAGAUUUCUUUAAUAUUAUAAUCUACAGAAAAAAUCUUUGAGAAUCUCAAUAACAUAAAAUGCAGCUAAUAUAUAGUGUUGUAAAUCAAAAAAUAGUUCGACUAACAAUUUCAUUUAAAAACAUCCAUCUUUAAUAAUUGCAAAGAAAGUGAUAGCAUCAACUUUAAGGAAACAUAACAGUUAAAUGGCAUUAUCAAAUAACGAAGAAGAAAUGCUGAAAAUAAGAAGAAAGAUUAUUUUUGAAGUAGCAGCAAACUUCCUGAGCAAAACCACAGACAAAUAAACUUGUGUAGUAGAUAUUAACACUUUUUUGCUCAAGAAGUUUGCCGGGUUGUAUGUCACCUACUUUUUCUUUGCCUGCUUCAAGGAGAUCUUUGACUUCAUCAUCAACAAGGGUAAACCGCAUAACUGAGACCUCGCCUGCGGGGUACAGGGUGUGAGGCAGAGCGAAAACGGGGACCGUAAGAAGUGCAGGCACAUUUUUUUCAAAAUUAAAAGUGCCUGCCGCCCUCAUCUCUCACGGCUCCCUAACGGCCCCGCCCGCACUUAUCAAUACUCGAGCAAUGUGGUAAAGUUCCUCUGUUGAGUACAACUAAGUUUUGUGUAAACUUAUCUUCAGGAUCAGGGUCAGAGGUGCACAAAGAAAGGAUUUUUCAAAAUUCAACCUCGAAGAGGUCAAAAUAGAGGGUGAAAGUUUGUGUGAAAAAUCUUAUUUCCUUGAGUUAAUAGACUUGAAACUUGGCACGAAUACUUAUCUAAAUAAAUUGUAAAGUUU
Messenger RNA from Chilo suppressalis (striped riceborer), 4287 nucleotides. NCBI's taxonomy places the organism in Eukaryota, Metazoa, Arthropoda, Insecta, Lepidoptera, Crambidae. The record is from the annotation of a GenBank genome assembly.